Saccostrea cuccullata (small rock oyster) is the source of this 1377-nucleotide messenger RNA. Its product is annotated as carboxypeptidase A2-like. Lineage: Eukaryota; Metazoa; Mollusca; Bivalvia; Ostreida; Ostreidae. The coding region runs from base 29 to 1309 and encodes 426 amino acids. The transcript is spliced from 11 exons. The record is from RefSeq and is a predicted model, not a curated record. Gene Ontology annotation, biological process: proteolysis. Gene Ontology annotation, molecular function: metallocarboxypeptidase activity; zinc ion binding.
UUCCCGACUUAGGCUAAAGAGAGACGUUAUGGCUAGGAACAUGGGACCGCUUAUUUUCUCCAUUCUCUUGAUUAUAGCAGUCAACGCAAAUCCUGAAAAUUCACAGGGACGAAAGUCAUUCAAAGGAUAUCAGGUUCUAUCAGUUCGCGCUGAAAAUGAAAUGCAGCUCGAGUACCUGAACCUUCUGCAGGCUGGACCGGAAAUCGACCUUUUCCAAGUCCCCUCUUUGGCCCAAAAGACGGAUAUCCUCGUCCCACCUAAUCGACUGGGAGAGGUAAAGAAAUCCCUGAAGAAGAUGAAACUGGAUUUUAAAAUUAUUAAUAAGGACAUGGAAAAAACCAUUGAGCGGGAGCGCCAAGAAAUGGCAACAAGAGCGACCAACGACAUCUGGACCACCUAUCUCAUGUGGGAAGACUUUGAGCUUUGGCUGCAAGAGAAAAGUACAAAUUUCCCAGGAAUGAUGGAACUAAAGAGCAUCGGUAAAUCUAUUGAGGGCAGGGACAUCUGGCAGGUCAAGGUUGCCGCGGAUGUUAACGCACCGAAAAAGCCAGCCAUGUAUAUCGAAUGCCUUGCGCAUGCCCGGGAAUGGAUCACAGGGUCUACGUGCCUUGGGAGUAUUGAUAUUCUGACGGCUAACUAUGGCAAAACUGGUACUCUGGGACAACAAGCUACGUUUAUGCUGGAUAAGUUUGACUGGUACUUUAUUCCCAUGAUGAACCCGGACGGUUACAACUUCUCUAAACAAAACCGACUCUGGCGUAAGAAUAGGAGAGUCAAUGUUGUCUCCUCAUGUCCAGGCGUGGAUCUCAACAGGAAUUUUGCAGCUGACUGGGGUGGUGCGGGCUCAUCCAGUAACUGGUGCUCUGACACUUACCGCGGAGAAAGUGCGAACUCCGAGCCCGAGGCACAGGCAGUUAUCAAUGCUGUGGCGGAGACUGGUGACGUCAGAUCCUAUCUUUCUAUCCACUCUUAUUCUCAGCUUCUGCUCGUACCGUACGCCUAUGCCUCUGUCAAAGCACCCGACUACAAUGAACUGAAAAAUGUUGGAGAUAUCGCUAUGUUGGCGUUGAGACAGGUUAAUGGGGUCAGCUUUACCGUUGGACAUGGUCCAGAAAUCCUCUAUGCUGCAUCCGGUGGAGCCUUCGACUACUUCAAGCUGAAUGGUGUGAAGUAUGCAUACGUGUACGAGUUACGUCCCGCUAGCGGAUCCGGAACUGACGGUUUCAUACUUCCGGCGUCUGAAAUUGAUCCUAGCAUCCGGGAAACUUUUGCAUCAUUUUACAGCUUUGCCGACCAAAUACCAGCAUGAAAAGAUUCAUGCAAUCACUAAACAAUGGACAUCGAAUAUUGAUUUUGCUUUAAUUGUUGAUAUAUGAA